Macroventuria anomochaeta is the source of this 1581-nucleotide messenger RNA. Its product is annotated as amino acid transporter. Gene Ontology annotation, biological process: transmembrane transport. Gene Ontology annotation, molecular function: transmembrane transporter activity. Gene Ontology annotation, cellular component: membrane. NCBI's taxonomy places the organism in Eukaryota, Fungi, Ascomycota, Dothideomycetes, Pleosporales, Didymellaceae. The transcript has 3 exons. Bases 1 to 1581 code for a protein of 526 amino acids. The record is from RefSeq and is a predicted model, not a curated record.
AUGGACCACCACAAAGAAGCCGAGUCGCACGUGGAUAGUGAUCCAAACUUCUUGGACGCAGGCGAGCCGAAUGCUUUGGUGUCAGAGAAAAAUGGUACCACUGCCGAUGUACACGACAUGAUGCGAAUGGGCAAACGACAAGAAACCCAACGCAACUUCCGUCACAUUACGAUUAUUGGUUUCUGUAUGGUCAUCCUAUCGACAUGGGAAGCCAUAUUGUCGACGGCGGUAUUUUCGUUGAGCAACGGUGGCACUGCUGGGCUGAUCUGGGGAUACCUAAUCUGUAUGAUUGGUUUCGGCUUCGUUGUAGCCUCGCUUGCGGAAAUGGCCUCGAUGGCUCCAACAUCUGGCGGUCAGUACCACUGGGUCAGCGAGUUCGCACCACCGAGCUGCCAACGGUUUCUCUCAUACAUUGUCGGGUGGCUGGGCGUCCUCGGCUGGCAAACCGCUGCCGCGACUGUGUCGUACUUGACUGGCAAGCAGCUCCAAGCUCUCAUCAUUCUCUGGGACUCAUCAUACGUUCCGCAGGCAUGGCAAGGCACAAUGCUUAUCUGGGCUGUACUUGCGGUCAGUCUUAUCUUCAACACUUUCUUCUCGAGAAAACUCCCACUUGUUGAAGGUGUCAUUGUGGUGCUCCACGUUGCUGGUUUUUUCGCAGUCAUUAUUCCUCUGUGGGUCAUGGGCGACCGCAGUAACACUGGAGAUGUCUUCACACUUUUUCAGGACAACAUGGAGUGGGGCAACGUUCCCUUGUCGACCAUGGUCGGACUCACAGGAGCUGCCAGCUGUUUUGUCGGUAUCGAGGCCGGCGCGCACAUGGCCGAAGAGGUACGUAAUGCGGCCCAUGUCAUUCCUCGCGCGAUGAUGUGGACGUGGAUCGGCAACGGACUGAUGGGUUGGAUCAUGGCAAUAACGUUUUGCUUCUGCGUCGGCGACACAAUGUCGGUCCUAUUGACACCGCUGGGUUCGCAGCAAAUCCAGGUGUUCCUCAACACUACCGGAUCCGCGGCUGGUGCCACAGGCUUGACUUGCAUCAUGCUUGUCAUCGGAGUCUUUGCAUGCGUUGCAGUCAUGGCAACGAACUCGCGCCAAUUGUUCGCAUUCGCGCGCGACAACGGGGUGCCUUUCUCGAGCAUCUUCAGCCAGGUUUCACCGACCCUAGGAGUACCGCUCAACUCAGUAUAUUUGACGAUCCUCUUCGUACUGCUGCUGUCGUUGAUCAACCUCGGCUCGAGUGUGGCCUUCAUGCAGGUCAUUUCCCUCGGCGUUGCUGCAAUGUUGACAUCGUACUUAAUAUCGAUCGGCUGUGUGGCAUUGAAGAGAAUUCGUGGUGAGCCGCUGUUGCCUUCCAAGUUCAACCUGGGCAGGUUGGGGCUGCCGAUCAACAUUAUUGCCGUGUUGUUUUUGCUCUUCCUGUGGGUCUUCACAUUUUUUCCAUCGGCACCUCACCCAGCAGUUGCUGAUAUGAACUGGGCGGUAUUGGGAUAUGGAUUGGUCAUCAUCUUCGCUCUGGUGUACUAUGCCAUUCACGGUCGACAUGUGUAUAUUGGACCUGUUGAGUACGUGCGCAAGGGCCAGUAG